AUGCCCUUGCAAUAUGCUGUUCAGAAGAGAUCUCAUCCACCUCCCAUUCCUAUGGAUUUGUGGCUUGCCCUGCAAGAUGUUUGGUUGACUGAGUUUUGUGAGUUUCCCGCCAGAUGGACUGGUACCUGGUUUCAAACAGGGGUUCAUCCGCCUAUCAAGAUACAGAAAGAUAUUUUCUCACUUAAAGGAAAAUGUCUAGCUGCUGAUAGUCACAAGUUUUUUAUUGAAGACACGAAGGAAAAAUGCUUCAGGUGUGUUGCAAUAUAUGAAAAGCAUCCCAAUGUUUUACAAUACAGAGAAACAUAUUGUGAUGGGUACAGAUCUCUGAGACAAGCAUGCUCUGUCAUUAAUGCCGACGCACCUUUAUAUUCUUUAUUUCGUGUGGAUGCUGAGCCAGUGUCGUGUGAACUUCGUGGCCCUUUCACCUUCACAUAUACCAGAGGACGAGGAGAGUGUCACUAUCCCGUAUCCACCAUAGAUUCUUGCACCGAUGAUUCUCAUUUACUGUUCAGGUUCCAAGCUUGUGCUGAUGUCUUAGGCACAGAAAGCAGUGUGGAGGAGCUAACAUGCACAGCUGUGUGGAAAGAAGGAUCUGCACAUUAUUUGGUGGGAAAAAUAUCUACUAGGAAAAGUUUUCAACAAUCGUUCACAGAGAGCAAUGCUUAUCGAUGUUUCGUUUUCGAUUAUCUGCCGGGCAAAGAACUCAUUCAGAUGUCUCAGUCUGCCGACGGCACAUGCGACGGCCUCGUCUCGCCAUGGGAAGGGUCGAAGACUAUGAGACUUACGAAAAGUAAAUAUCCCACGAGUGGCUGUCAGUUUCCUUCAUGGGUCACUUCUAACCACAAGUGGUACACAUUAGACGGAAACACAACUUACACAUUCGGCUAUAAGAACAACUCUUUCAGGAUGUCACAUUUAAGCCAGAAGGAGCUGGACACAACAUUCAUAUGCAUUGAACAUAUUGCAAGUACUGCGAAUUCCAGCACAUUGGUUACGUACAGUACUUCAGGAUGCAACAACGGCUAUAUAUGUAUGAAAUUCUUCAGAAGGCACAAGCACAUUAUAGAGAUACAGCAAGGGGAGCUGGCCCGAAGUACACAGGAAUCGUGCUACUCUAUCUUCUCGGAUACAGGCAACCAAGAGUUCGUGACUUUGGUGGCGAGAUCUGUCACGACAUCUGGGUGUCCUCAACUCGUGGAGACGAACGAGAUUCGCGUGCAGGUUGUGAAAGGUGUAUCGUCCUCCUUCAAGCCCGAGUUGUGCAGAGAUCACUCGAUAAAAAUCGCUGGAUGUCGAUCGCAUGACUCUUUGGACUUUCUCAUCAGUUGCGCGUCCUACACCGACGUUAAAAGUUUCCACUGCCAUGGAUCAUGGGAAGAAAAUGGUAGAAACUACUUGGUGACUGGGCUAAGAAACACUGGCAAUAAAUAUUGCUUCGUGUACUGGAGUAAAGACAAGACUGCUCACCUCGCAGGAGUGCAUGACACUUGUAAGAGAAACUCGGAAACUGCGAUUACAGAAAAUAUAGUAUUCAACAUAUCAUCUUCAGGAAUGUGUGAUGCACUUCUAAGUGCAGGGACGCUCCAUCUGUCAACAUUGUUCUCCUUCAGUCUAAGUCUUCUUGUAGCCAUCAUUACUUGCUUACCCAUUAGGUGACAAUCACAUUGAGAAGAAGAUGACUUAACGUCUCUCAGUGCCUGUUUUUAUCGAAGAAAAUGAUUGAUGAACAAGAGGACCACAAAAUAAUGUCGUCAAGUCAAGUGAUUCGCAGAGUCCGUAAUUUCAAGUGAAAUCAGUCAUUGACCCCAGCAUCAAAUUUAGAGUUAUAACUACAACAUGUACUUGAAUUGGUGUCACUGCCCUUUCUUCAUUCCCUGCUUUUGUAAAAGUAACAUUUUGUAUCAUAUCGUUAAAAGGAAAAGCAAAUCAAAAACGGCAGACUUUGUGUGGUUAAAAUAUUAAGUAAAUUUUUUAGUGGAAAAGAGGGGUAUGCAAAACCCGUCUGAAGAAAAUUAAUUGUAAUUGUUUUUAAAUAUCAGAAGAAAUGUUACCUUAAAAUGUAUAUAUAUUUAACUAAAUCUAAAUAUAUAUUGCGUCGAAAUAAUUUAUUGCCAUGGUAUUAAAACGAUCGAUUAAGUUCA
This is a messenger RNA of Stegodyphus dumicola, 2141 nucleotides long. RefSeq lists its product as uncharacterized. Lineage: Eukaryota; Metazoa; Arthropoda; Arachnida; Araneae; Eresidae. Gene Ontology annotation, biological process: autophagosome-lysosome fusion. The record is from RefSeq and is a predicted model, not a curated record.